AUGGUGAAACUGGGGAGCAAUUUGAAUGACAAGAACAAGCAGCAACCGUCCAGUGAGGAUGGUUUUCAGACAGUUCCAUUGAUAACACCCUUGGAAGUAAACCACCUGCAGUUCCCAGCACCAGAAAAGGUGAUUGUGAAAACAAGAACAGAAUAUCAACCAGACCAGAAGAACAAAGGAAAACUCAGAGUGCCCAAAAUUGCUGAAUUCACAGUCAGUUUCACUGAUGGUGUAACAGAAAGAUUAAAGGUCACGAUUCUCAUAAGUUUGGCUCUUGCAUUCCUCGCCUGCAUAGUGUUUCUUGUGGUAUACAAAGCUUUUACCUAUGACCACAGUUGCCCAGAUGGAUUUGUUUAUAAGCAUAAACGAUGCAUCCCAGCCUCCCUGGACGCCUACUAUUCAGCUCAGGAUUCCAAUUCCAGGGGAAGAUUCUACACUGUCAUCAGCCAUUACAGCAUGGCUAAGCAAACCAGCUCACGAUCCGUCUCUCCCUGGCUUUCUUCGGGAUCGGUAAAUCAUGAAGCCAAGGCCACCAAGACAGAAGGCCAUUAA
This is a messenger RNA of Eublepharis macularius, 552 nucleotides long. RefSeq names its product neuronal vesicle trafficking associated 2 (gene NSG2). Gene Ontology annotation, cellular component: membrane; endosome. Bases 1 to 552 code for a protein of 183 amino acids. Gene Ontology annotation, molecular function: clathrin light chain binding. The transcript has 4 exons. Gene Ontology annotation, biological process: clathrin coat assembly; endosomal transport; G protein-coupled dopamine receptor signaling pathway. Lineage: Eukaryota; Metazoa; Chordata; Lepidosauria; Squamata; Eublepharidae. The record is from RefSeq and is a predicted model, not a curated record.